Aspergillus chevalieri is the source of this 1407-nucleotide messenger RNA. It is a transcript of the gene ANP1, whose product is annotated as ANP1/MMN9/VAN1 family protein. The coding region runs from base 1 to 1407 and encodes 468 amino acids. Gene Ontology annotation, biological process: protein N-linked glycosylation; cell wall mannoprotein biosynthetic process. The transcript has 4 exons. Gene Ontology annotation, molecular function: alpha-1,6-mannosyltransferase activity. The record is from RefSeq and is a predicted model, not a curated record. Lineage: Eukaryota; Fungi; Ascomycota; Eurotiomycetes; Eurotiales; Aspergillaceae. Gene Ontology annotation, cellular component: mannan polymerase complex.
AUGGACAGGCACAAGGCCUUGAUGAGCGGCUACCCAGCCUACCCCCGCGGCCAGAGCAGUUACCGAUUCCAACCACGUCCACAAACAGCCCUGCGACGACGAAGACAGCUAAUCAACCGACUGAUCCUCCUCGGCGGCGUCUCCCUGUUCAUAUCCAUCCUCAUCUUUCCCUCAUGGCGAGCCGCGAUCCUCCCCACGUUAACCGUGGGCCUCCUCUCCUCCGGCGAAGACUUGCAGCUCCAGACCGUUCGACAUUAUGAUCUUUCUGCGGUGCAGGGAUCAGGAAGUGGUUGGGAGCAUGGGGAGCGGGUGUUGUUGUGCACGCCACUCAGAGAUGCGACUGCGCACUUGCCCAUGUUCUUUUCGCAUCUGCGAAACCUCACCUACCCGCAUAACCUCGUCGACCUAGCAUUCCUGGUUUCAGAUUCGAAAGACGGGACACUUGGUAUGUUGUCGGAGAUGUUGGAGGAGAUGCAGACGGAUCCGGAUCCAGGGAUGACGUUUGGUGAAAUCUCGGUGAUUCAGAAGGAUUUCGGACAGCAGGUGACGCAGGAUUUUGAGAGUCGGCAUGGUUUUGCUGCGCAGGCUGGGCGGAGAAAGAGGAUGGGGCAGGCGAGGAAUUGGCUGUUGACGGCUACUUUGCGGCCGACGCAUAGCUGGGUUUAUUGGAGGGACGCGGAUGUGGAGACUGCGCCGGCUACUAUCAUUGAGGAUCUUAUGAGACAUGAUAAGGAUGUUAUCGUUCCUAAUGUUUGGCGACCCCUGCCUGACUGGUUGGGCGGAGAGCAGCCGUAUGAUUUGAACUCCUGGCAGGAGUCUGAGACGGCGCUGGCUCUUGCUGAGUCAUUAGAUGAGGAUGCAGUCAUUGUGGAGGGAUAUGCCGAGUAUGCCACAUGGCGGCCUCACCUCGCCUAUCUGCGUGAUCCAUUUGGUGAUUCUGAAAUGGAGAUGGAUCUUGAUGGUAUUGGCGGUGUCAGUAUCCUGGCCAAGGCGAAGGUAUUCCGCGCGGGUGUCCAUUUCCCUGCCUUCAGUUUCGAGAGACAUGCCGAGACGGAAGCAUUUGGAAAGAUGGCCCGCCGCAUGGGCUUUUCAGUCGUUGGACUCCCUCACUACACAAUCUGGCAUCUGUACGAACCAAGCGUCGACGACCUUAAGCACAUGGAAGAAUUGGCCCACGAGCAAGAACAGCGCGAGAAAGAAGAAAAAGAAGAGGCUAGACAGAACGAGCGCGUGAACUCUUUAUUCCAGGACCCCAAGUCGCAGUGGGAGGUUGACGGCGCAGUUAUCCACGAUGCCGUAAUGAAGGAGCAGAAGCAAGACCCGAAGAACGUUGAAGCUCAGAAGGGUUCUGGAGAGGGUCCUGCUGCUAGUCCGGUGAAAGAGAGCUCUGGUGCUGAAAGGCAGUGA